Molecule: messenger RNA, 5112 nt
Organism: Hemicordylus capensis (graceful crag lizard)
Lineage: Eukaryota; Metazoa; Chordata; Lepidosauria; Squamata; Cordylidae
Product: mucin-17-like
Exons: 2
Source: RefSeq, a predicted model, not a curated record
AUGGGGAGGCGCAGCUGUCGGGCCACUCCUGAAACACCAACCACGGCAGAGACCUCUUCUUCUUCUAAAGGGACAACUCCUGAAACACCAACCACAGAAGAAGCCUCCUCUUCUCCUGCAGGGACAACUCCUGAAACACAAACCACAGAAGAAACCUCAUCUUCUCCUGCAGGGACAACUCCUGAAACACCAACCACGGCAGAGACCUCUUCCUCUCCUGCAGGGACAACUCCUGAAACACCAAACACAGAAGAAACCUCUUCUUCUCCUACAGGGACAACUCCUGAAACACCAACCACAGAAGAAACCUCCUUUUCUCCUGCAGGGACAACUCCUGAAACAGCAACCACAGAAGAAGCCUCCUCUUCUCCUAGAGGGACAACUCCUGAAACACCAACCACAGAAGAAGCCUCCUCUUCUCCUCCAGGGACAACUCCUGAAACACCAACCACAGAAGAAACCUCCUCUUCUCCUACAGGGACAACUCCUGAAACACCAACAACAGAAGAAACCUCCUCUUCUCCUGCAGGGACAACUCCUGAAACACCAACCACGGCAGAAGCCUCCUCUUCUCCUGCAGGGACAACUCCUGAAACACGAACCACAGAAGAAGCCUCCUCUUCUCCUGCAGGGACAACUCCUGAAACACGAACCACAGAAGAAGCCUCCUCUUCUCCUGCAGGGACAACUCCUGAAACACCAACCACAGAAGAAGCCUCCUCUUUUCCUGCAGGGACAACUUCUGAAACACCAACCAUGGCAGAGACCUCCUCUUCUCCUACAGGGACAGCUCCUGAAACACCAACCACAGAAGAUGCCUCCUCUUCUCCUACAGGGACAACUCCUGAAACACCAACCAUGGCAGAGGCCUCCUCUUCUCCUACAAGGACAACUCCAGAAACACCAACCACGGCAGAGACCUCCUCUUCUCCUACAGGGACAACUCCUGAAAGACCAACCACAGAAGAAGCCUCCUCUUCUCCUACCGGGACAACUCCUGAAACACCAACCAUGGCAGAGACCUCUUCUUCUCCGACAGGCACAACUUCUGAAACACCAACCACAGCAGAGACCUCCUCUUCUCCUACAGGGACAACUCCUGAAACACCAACCACGGAAGAGACCUCUUCUUCUCCUACAGGAACAACUCCUGAAACACCAACCACGGCAGAGACCUCCUCUUCUCCUACAGGGACAACUCCUGAAACACCAACCACGGCAGAGGCCUCCUCUUCUCCUACAGGGACAACUCCAGAAACACCAACCACAGAAGAAGCCUCCUCUUCUCCUAUAGGGACAACUCCUGAAACACCAACCAUGGCAGAGACCUCUUCUUCUCCGACAGGAACAACUCCUGAAACACCAACCACGGAAGAGACCUCUUCUUCUCCUACAGGGACAACUCCUGAAACACCAACCACUGCAGAGACCUCCUCUUCUCCUACAGGGACAACUCCUGAAACACCAACCAUGGCAGAGACCUCCUCUUCUCCUACAGGGACAACUCCUGAAACACCAACCACGGAAGAGACCUCUUCUUCUCCUACAGGAACAACUCCUGAAACACCAACCACGGCAGAGACCUCCUCUUCUCCUACAGGGACAACUCCUGAAACACCAACCAAGGCAGAGGCCUCCUCUUCUCCUACAGGGACAACUCCAGAAACACCAACCACAGAAGAAGCCUCCUCUUCUCCUAUAGGGACAACUCCUGAAACACCAACCACGGAAGAGACCUCUUCUUCUCCUACAGGGACAACUCCUGAAACACCAACCACGGCAGAGACCUCCUCUUCUCCUACAGGGACAACUCCUGAAACACCAACCAUGGCAGAGACCUCCUCUUCUCCUACAGGGACAACUCCUGAAACACUAACCACGGCAGAGACCUCCUCUUCUCCUACAGGGACAACUCUUGAAACACCAGCCACAGCAGAGACCUCCUCUUCUCCUACAGGGACAACUCCUGAAACACUAACCACGGCAGAGGCCUCCACUUUUCCUGUGCAGACUAUUCUUGAAACAACCACCACGGCAGAAACCUCCACUUCUCCUGUGGAGAUAACGUUUGAAACAACAAUCAUGGCAGAGGCCUCUACUUCUCUUCCGGUGACUACUCUUGGAACAACAACCAUUGCGGAAGACUUUACUUCUCUUGCAGAAACAACUACUCCUGAAACAGCAACAUUGGAGGCUCCCACUUCUCCUGCAGUUGAAAAAACCACCGUGGCAGUAGUCUCCUCUUCCCCUUCAGAGACUACUCUUGAAACUACAACCACAGUGGAGGCUUCUACUUCUCCUGUGCAGACAACUCCUGAAACAUCAACAGUAGAAGCCGUCCCUUCUCCUACAGACAUGACGCUUAAAACAACAACCAUGUUGGAGACCUCUACUUCUCCUGUAGAGAAGACACUUCAAACAACCACCAUGGCAGAGUUCUCAACCUUUCCUCCAAUGACAUCGCUUGAAUCAACAACCAUGGCAGAGGCCACCACUUCUCCCUCAGAAACAACCUUUGAAUCAACAACCAUGGCAGAGGCCUCCAUUUCUCCUUCAAAGACAACGCCUGAAACAACAAUUAUGGGAGAGAUCUCCACUUCUCCUUCAGAGACGACGCUUGAAACAACAACUAUGGGAGAGAUCUCCACUUCUCCUUCAGAGACAAUGCUUGAAACAACUACCAUGGGAGAGGCUUCCACUACUCCUUCAGAAACAACAUUUGAAACAACAACCAUGGUAGAGGCCUUCACUUCUCCUCCAGAAAUGACACUUGCAUCAACAACCAUGGCUGAGGCCUCCACUUCUCCUUCAGAGACAACGCUUGAAUCAACCAUGGCAGAUGUCUCCACUUCUCCUCCAGAUAUGGCGCUUGCAACUACAACCAUGGCAGAGGCCUCGACUUCUCCAGUGACAUCACUUGAAUCAACAACCAUGGCAGAGGUCUCCACUUCUUCUGCAGAAACUACCCUUGAAUCAACAACCAUGGCAGAGACUUCCACUUCUCCUACAGAGACAACACUUGAAACUACAACCAUGGCAGAGGUCUCCACUUCUCCUCCAGUAACAUCACUUGAAUCAACAACCAUGGCAGAGGUCUCCAUUUCUCCUUCAGAGACAACUCUUGAAACAACAACUAUGGGAGAGAUCUCCACUUCUCCUUCAGAGACGACACUUGAAACAACAACCAUGGGAGAGGGCUCCACUUCUCCUUCAGAGACAACAACGGCAACCACAACCAUGGCAGAGGUCUCCACUUCUUUAGAGAAAAUGCUUGCAACCACAACCAUGGUAGAGGCCUUCACUUCUCCUCCAGAAAUGACACUUGCAUCAACAACCAUGGCUGAGGCCUCCACUUCUCCUUCAGAGACAACGCUUGAAUCAAGAACCACGGCAGAGGCCACCACUUCUCCUCCAGAGACCACAACUAUGGCAGAGGCCUCAACCUCUCCUCCAGAGAUGACACUUGCAACGUCAGCCAUGGCAGAUGUGUCCACUUCUCCUUCUGAGACAACGUUUGAAAUGACAACCAUGGCAGAUGUCUCCACUUCUGCUUCUGAGAUCACACUUGCAACCACAACCAAAGCAGAGUCCUCCACUUCUCCUUCAGAGACAACUCUUGAAUCAACAACCACAGCAGUGGCCUCCACUUCUCCUUCAGAGACAACUCUUGCAACCACAACCAUGGCUGAGGUCUCCACUUCUCCUCCAGUGACAUUGCUUGAAUCAACAACCAUGGCAGAGUCCUCCACUUCUCCUGAGACAACGCAUGAAACCACAACCAUGGCAGAGACCUUCACUUCUCCAGAGAUGACACUUGAAUCAACAACCAUGGCAGAGGCCUCCACUUCUCCUUCAGAGACAACACUUGCAAUAACAACCACAGCAGAGGCCUCCACUUCUCCUUCAGAGACAACACUUGCGACAACCACCACAGCAGAGGCCUCCACUUCUCCUGCAGAGACGACUCUUGCAACCACAACCAUGGCAGAGGCCUCCACUUCUCCUGAGACAACACAUGAAACCACAACCAUGGCAGAGACCUUCACUUCUCCUUCAGAGACAACACUUGCAACAACAACCACAGCAGAGACCUUCACUUCUCCUUCAGAGACAACACUUCCAACAACAACCACAGCAGAGGCCUCCACUUCUCCUGCAGAGACAACACUUGCAACAACAACCACAGCAGAGGCCUCCACUUCUCCUGCAGAGACGACUCUUGCAACCACAACCAUGGCAGAGACCUUCACUUCUUCUCCAGAGACAACGCUUGUAACUACAGCCACAGGAGAAGCCUCCACUUCUCCUUCAGAGAAGACAACGCUUGAAUCAACAGCCACGGCAGAGGCCUCCACUUCUCCUUCAGAGAAGACAACGCUUGAAUCAACAGCCACGGCAGAGGCCUCCACUUCUCCUUCAGAGACAACACUUGCAACAACAACCACAGCAGAGGCCUCCACUUCUCCUGCAGAGGCAAAACUUGCGACAACAACCACAGCAGAGGCCUCCACUUCUCCUGCAGAGACGACUCUUGCAACCACAACCAUGGCAGAGGCCUCCACUUCUCCUGAGACAACACAUGAAACCACAAGCAUGGCAGAGACAUUCACUUCUCCUUCAGAGACAACACUUGCAACAACAACCACAGCAGAGGCCUCCACUUCUCCUGCAGAGACAACACUUGCGACAACCACCACAGCAGAGGCCUCCACUUCUCCUGCAGAGAUGACUCUUGCAACCACAACCAUGGCAGAGGCCUCCACUUCUCCUGAGACAACACAUGAAACCACAACCAUGGCAGAGACCUUCACUUCUCCUUCAGAGACAACACUUGCAACAACAACCACAGCAGAGACCUUCACUUCUCCUUCAGAGACAACUCUUGCAACCACAACCAUAGCAGAGACCUUCACUUCUCCUGCAGAGACAACACUUGCAACAACAACCACAGCAGAGGCCUCCACUUCUCCUGCAGAGACGACUCUUGCAACCACAACCAUGGCAGAGACCUUCACUUCUUCUCCAGAGACAACGCUUGCAACUACAGCCACAGCAGAGGCCUCCACUUCUCCUUCAGAGACAACACUUGCAACAACAACCACAGCAGAGACC